ACCUAGCACCAAAAAGGGUUCCCCUAUGGGGACAAACCUGAAGAACCCUAUAUGGUUCUAUUUAGCACCUUUUUUUCUAAGCAUGUUGUGAAGCGGAAUGUAAAAAAAUGGCUCAACUUACCCCACUCUCCCCUAUUAAGUCUCAAGGAGACCCACUGUGUUGUAGCCACACCAGGAAGAACAGAGAAAGGGGGAAAACCCUCUGGGCUCACAUACAACAAGCUUUCUAGCCAAAACUCUGCAUGGGGCUACAAUGAGGAAGUGAAAUGACUGCAUUUGUCUUUUGCUUCCUUGCUGGCAAUGGUCUGAGUAAAGUCUCAGGAGACUUCCUCAUAUGAAUAAAAACAGUACACACAGGUUCUGUCUCUCAACGUGACCGAGGUGGCUCUCUCCUUCACACAGCAACAGGCUCGCUACCAGACAAACAGGCUGAUGCUUCUUCUAACCACCACAACAAACCAGAGAAUGCCUCACCUCAACCCUUGCCUCUUCUGCACCUGUCAAAUCUUCCAAAACUGACACUGUUGCUGUGGAAACCAUGAUGAAAUGAUAGAAAAGGGAGGCGAGGAGGAUUCCCCGACAGACAGAGCCCUGCCAGGAGCCUGGAAGGAGGACACCUAGACUACUUAGAGACACUGACAGAACUGAGGGAGGAAGCCUAACUGAGCUGAGGACCAGCAGCAUGGACCAGCAGCAUGGAAAAGUGGAGCGCUUCCUCAAGCUGGGCUACUCCCACAGUGACAUUGUGCGCGUGUUGGAGAGCCUGCGCCAUGACGCCCAGACCAACGACAUACUGGAGGAGCUGAUCAAGACCUGCCAGACCCCCACUACCACCACCCCAUCCAUACUAGCCAGCCGCUCAGCCUACUCCAGCCCACAGCUGAUCCCCCGAGGCUGCAGCUCUCCCCAGCCCAGCCAGCCCCUGCGGCCCAGCUCAGCUACAGACAGGGAUCCCACUGGGGGAUUCAGACCAGUGGUCAUUGAUGGGAGCAAUGUGGCCAUGAGCCAUGGCAACAAGCAAGUGUUUUCAUGCCGGGGGCUGCUGCUGGCAGUCAGGUGGUUUCUGGAGAGGGGUCUUCGUGACAUCACUGUGUUCGUGCCUCUGUGGAGGAAGGAGCAGCCCAGUCCCGAGGCCCCCAUGACAGAUCAGCACAUCCUCCAUGAGCUGGAGAAGAGGACGAUCCUGGUGUACACCCCGUCACGCUGCGUCAACGGGAAGAGAGUGGUGUGUUACGACGACCGCUACAUCGUCAAGCUGGCCUACGAGUCCGACGGCAUCGUUGUGUCCAAUGACAACUACAGAGACCUGCAGAUAGAGAGGCCAGAGUGGAAGACGUUCAUAGAGAAAAGGCUGUUGAUGUACAGCUUCGCCAAUGACAAGUUCAUGCCUCCAGAUGAUCCUCUGGGAAGGAAUGGCCCAACGAUUGACAACUUUCUGAUGAAAAAGCAGUGGACCCCAGAAAACAAGCAGCAGCAUUGCCCGUAUGGAAAGAAGUGUACUUACGGAGUGAAGUGCAAGUUCUACCACCCAGAGCGCUCCAACCAAUCACAGCUGUCUGUGGCAGAUGAGCUGAGAGCCAAGAGCAAACCUACUGCUCAAACAGACAGGGAACGGUCAUUUCUCCCCUCAGGCCCCAGCCCUGCUCUGAUCCAGGAAGUCAGCCAGGAGGCCCACACUUACACAUCCCCUUAUGAGCUGGAUCUAACUACAACUCAUCUAUACAAAUAUCUAUCCACACCGCCUCCCCUUAUAAAAGAAGAGCAUUCCCAUUCCCAUAGGGCUUCGCCUAGCGAUCAGUUCACCAGCCAGAGAAAAACAGGCAGCCCAGUUCUACACCACAGGUCCAGCCUCCGCCUCUGCCCCAGCCCAGACACUGACGAGGCCUUCAGCUCCCUGGAAGCCUCCCUGUCCAGACUCUAUGUCCAGGACCAGACCAACAACACCAAGGGCCCAGUGGUGUCCUACACCUACAGCAGUGGGGUGGCCAACUGCAGCCAGCACAGUGGGGACUUCUACCCUUCCAGCACUUCCAGUAGCCACAGCCACGCCAGCAACCAACAGAGGCUCAGCCUGGGUGGACCCUCCUCAGCCUGGGAUGCCCCGCAAAAACUGCCACAGUGUGGCUGUGACGACUCACAAAGCUUUGAGUGCAGCCCGUGCAUGUACAGACACCAACAUCUCCAGUCACAGCUAGGAGAGUGCUCCUAUGCUGUUCACAGUAACCAUAUCCAUUUCACAGAGCAGCAGUACUUCCAGAGUCCUCCCCCACAAAGGCAGAGUAACAGCCUCCCAGAACACAGCCCGGCACAGGGCCUCUCUGGCGAGAGAGUGGGGAUGACCAGGUCCAAUGGAGGUAAAGCUCCAGAGAGUGAGCAGAGGAGGAGUGUGAAGAACCAGCUCAGCACCCUCUUCCCCCACAGCAUGGUAGACUAUGUGAUGAGUGUGUACCCACACACCCUCAAUAUGUCAGAGCUGGUGCCUCUGAUUCAGAGGUUCCGAAUCAGCCACAUUCCUUUCUAACAUGCAAGACCUGUGAUCAUUUCUCUGUAAGCAUUAAACACAGUAGUCUUCAGCAGACUAGAGGAAAGCCUGAAAUGUAGCAAUCUGAGCUGAAUGUGUUAUGUCAAGUGCAAUGCACUACUGUCUCCUGAAUGAUGCUAGUUCAUUUUGAAUCUAGCAUUGACUUAAAUAUAUUAAAAGCAGCAUGUGUUGUUUUAUCAUGUAGCCUCAAACUGAGGGAAGCUAUAAGACAAAAUGGAUGUUGACCUGUAUGGUAUGCAGAAUAAUGCUGUCCUUGUUAUGUUUCUAAUCCAUAUUAAACAUAAGUCAUUGGCAAUUGUCUGAUUAUCCAUCUCAUUUACACACUGCCAAGCUCCCUGCACUUUAUCGUACCAACUAUCUUAGGUCUCUACUGCCAUCUAUUGGAGUGAGGAGAAAUGAUCCAAAGACAAUUGUCAUCACGUCACCACAAGCCAACAACCAAUGGAAUGGAAUCAACAUGUAGAAUAUCCAAUAAGAAAUCCAGAAUAGAUUUUUUUUACAAUUUUUUUUUUACAAAUAACUUCCCAGCUAAAAUCAAAAACACUUUAGAUAUCCAAAUGAUUUUAUUUUGUUUUAUUAAUAAAACAAGUAUGAACUGACUCUUCACAACGAGCUUUGCAGAUAAAGAUGAAAACUGGGUUUCUUUGAGGGUUUUAGAGGGGGAAAAAACAUGACAUAAGUGCUUAAGAGAGACAACAAAGAAUUUAGCUUCUACCUAAUUGUUUUUUUAACAAUAUACUAAGCUUUGGUAAAAAAAAAAAAA
This is a messenger RNA of Oncorhynchus mykiss (rainbow trout), 3305 nucleotides long. Its product is annotated as endoribonuclease ZC3H12A. Gene Ontology annotation, molecular function: RNA endonuclease activity; metal ion binding; mRNA binding. Gene Ontology annotation, cellular component: cytoplasmic ribonucleoprotein granule; nucleus. NCBI's taxonomy places the organism in Eukaryota, Metazoa, Chordata, Actinopteri, Salmoniformes, Salmonidae. The record is from RefSeq and is a predicted model, not a curated record.